UCCGCUUGCGCUCGCAGAUUUGGCAACUGCACGCAGUGACCGCCGGAUACCAUUGUACUUUCUACUCCAACGCUGGAAGACGUUGUAUGUGCGUGCUGACAAGAGACGGAAUAUAAAAUGUCUAUUGGAUUUCUUGGUGCCGGGCGCAUCGCACAGGCCAUGGCCAAAGGAUUCAUUGAAUCGGGCGUCGCCAGCGCGGCGAAGAUCAUGGCCAGCUGUCCUGUAGCCGACAAGCACCUCUUGGACGAGAUCAAGGCGCUGGGUUGCCAGACGACCCACAACAACCUGGACGUGGUAAACCAGUGUGACACUCUCGUGGUGGCGCUCAAGCCCAAUGUGGUGCCCGGCGUGCUGGAGCAAGUGGCGUCCGCAGUGCAAAAGCGACACCUAGUUGUCUCCCUGGCGAUGGGCGUCACGCUCAGCGACAUACAGCAGAGACUUCCCUCGGAGACGCGUGCUGUGCGCGUGAUGCCCAACACGCCGUGCCUGGUGCGCCAGGGCGCCAGCGUGUUCGCCCGCGGGAUCGCGGCCACAGCAGAAGAUGCGAGCCUGGUGUGCCGACUGCUGGCCAGCGUGGGCCACUGCGAGGAGGUGCCCGAGUCACUCAUGGACGUCGCCACGGGGCUGAGUGGCAGCGGACCGGCAUACGUAUUCGUCAUGAUCGAAGCUCUCGCCGACGGAGCCGUAAGACAAGGGAUGCCCAGAGAUCUUUCGUACAGACUAGCUGCCAACACUGUCAUGGGUGCUGCCAAGAUGGUGCUGUCGACGGGGAGGCAUCCCGGGGCGCUGAAAGACGACGUGAGCUCCCCUGCCGGCACCACUUGCGAAGGUCUAUGGGAGCUCGAGAAGGCCGGAUUCCGAGCAGCGCUCAUCGAGGCAGUCGCUGCGGCUACUGCAAGGGCCGCUAGAGGUCGCCACUGAAACCUUUUGAC
Messenger RNA from Rhipicephalus microplus (southern cattle tick), 932 nucleotides. RefSeq names its product pyrroline-5-carboxylate reductase 3. The record is from RefSeq and is a predicted model, not a curated record. Gene Ontology annotation, molecular function: pyrroline-5-carboxylate reductase activity. NCBI's taxonomy places the organism in Eukaryota, Metazoa, Arthropoda, Arachnida, Ixodida, Ixodidae. Gene Ontology annotation, biological process: L-proline biosynthetic process.